This is a messenger RNA of Cryptococcus amylolentus CBS 6039, 1266 nucleotides long. RefSeq lists its product as hypothetical. NCBI's taxonomy places the organism in Eukaryota, Fungi, Basidiomycota, Tremellomycetes, Tremellales, Cryptococcaceae. Gene Ontology annotation, molecular function: oxidoreductase activity, acting on NAD(P)H as acceptor; aldose reductase (NADPH) activity. The record is from RefSeq and is a predicted model, not a curated record. Bases 146 to 883 code for a protein of 245 amino acids. Gene Ontology annotation, cellular component: cytosol. The transcript has 3 exons.
CCGUCCCCUUCGGCCAUCACCGACCCGUGCCUGCUUCUCACCCGAAGGCGAAAGACGCGAUCUGUCGCACCCAUCCCAUGCUCGGCUUAUAUCCUCUAUUUCCCUUCCCUUCUUCCUCCAUCUCUGAAACGUACUGUGUAUAACCAUGCCGUUCACAGAAGUCACCCUGAACGACGGCCGCAAGAUCCCUGCUAUCGGCUUUGGCACCUGGAAAGUGCCCAACGACGUCACAGCGGGCGAGGUGGAUCAGGCUAUCGAUAUUGGGUUCGACCAUAUCGAUACUGCCCAGAUAUACGGCAACGAGACCGAAGUCGGCCAAGCCAUCAAAGAAAGCGGUCUCUCCCGCAAAGAUAUCUGGGUGACGACCAAAUGGUCUGGCGUAGACAACAAAUCUCCCCGUCAAUCCAUCCUUGAAUCCCUCGAAAAACUCGGGCUGGAAUACCUCGACCUUUACCUCAUCCAUCACCCGAGGUUGACGAAGGGGGAUAUCAGGGGAACGUGGAAGGAGUUUGAGGGGCUGAAGAAGGAGGGGUUUGUCAAGUCUAUCGGGGUUUCCAACUUUACAAAAGAAGACCUCCAGGAACUCCUCACCCACGCCACCAUAAAACCAGUCGUGAACCAAAUCCUCCUCCACCCCUACGUCAUCUCCACCCAAGGUCCCCUCCUCUCCUACCUCUCCCAACAAAACAUCAUCCCCGAAGGCUACUCUUCCCUUAUCCCUCUCACUUCCAAGCCUGGGGGGCCGGUGGACAAGCCUGUGGGGGAGAUUGCGGAGAGGUUGGGGAAGAAGCCGGAACAGGUGCUUUUGGCUUGGUCGAAAGCUAAGGGGCACGUCCUUCCCCUCCUCUUUAUCUUCCCGUCCCCCCUCUUGUUAGAUACCUGAGCUAACUGAAUAUGUAGUGCCGUAAUCGUGACAACCUCAUCAAAGAAGGAAAGGCUAGAAUCAUACCUCGACGUAGGCGACAUCACCCUCUCCCCCGACGACGUGCACGCCAUCGACAAGGCCGGUAUCAAGGGCCAGCUCUGGGAUGAGAGGAAGGAGAGAUUGGUGAAAGCUAGCAAGUGGGCUGUGCCGGUGUAUAUCGGAUUUUGGGUCUUGUUCAAGGCUUUCAGUGCUUGAGUCUGGGGGAGAGGCGCGGGAGAUAGUUUUGAAAUGAAAGUAAAGUAUAUGGAAAGAUGUGGGAAAUGGUGUCCUCUGUCGAUUCUCGUGAGGAGCUUUGAAUAGAAUAAGAACACAGAACAGGCUAUGUAUCUCGUUGUAACAGA